AUGGCACCAUCAUUACUAGUUAGAAGUUGGAAAGAAGACUGCAUCUAUCUGGUGCAGUUUCCUAGAGCUGGUAGUGCACCAACCAUAUCAUCGUACUCUCUGAAGAUGGAGACGUGGCUGAGGAUGGCUGGAUUGACAUAUAAGGUAAAAGAUGUUACAGUAUACUCGAUAGACAUUUCAUGGCAAAUGUGCUCGUAUUUGUAAACCUAAGUUGGUAGUAUAAUAUAAUCAAAUGUAUUAUGCAAACCAUUAAUAACAAUAGAAACCUAACACUUACAGAAUGUGAACAGUGAGUUCAAGCACAAGUCAGAGAAGGGACAAGUGCCAUUUGUGGAGUUGAAUGGUCGCCAGCUCUGUGAUACCAACUUUAUGAUACCAGAACUAACUCGUAUCUUUCAUGUUCAACUAGAUGAGAAUUUGAGUGAAAAGGAACGUGCUGAUUCUGUCAUCCUUGAAUCCAUGAUUCAGGAUUCUUUGGCAUGGUGAGUUAUGUAAUGCUGUGUAUGAUAAUAUAUAUGUUGCUUUACUUCAUUAAAAUCUAUAUCUGAUUUUACUUUCAUGGUAGUAAUACAUAUUACGUUAUGUUGAUAGUAUAGUAUGUUAAUAUUGGUUUUAACGAUGAACUGAGUGGCUUAAGUGAGUGCUUAUACCUUAACAUGUUUAAGGUCGGCGCUUUACUUUCGAUCCCUUGACCAGUCGUUUUUGGCUACAAAAGAAGGUAUCGUUGGUCACUUUACCGGAGUUAAGAAGUACUUUUUAACCAUGUUUUUGAUACCGUAUUUGCAGCGAAUGGUAAGUUAAAUGAUUUGAUUCUUCUUUGGAGUAGAGUAAUCUAUGCUUUUAAUAUUAUUAUAGUAGAAUUGCUAUAGCAUUCUAUUAUAAGAUCUACUAUAGCAUGCUAUUGUAAAUUCUUGAAAUAUCAUAGUGAUCUUGCUUAAUAUUUUAUAUUCUCAGUUUCGACAAAGGUGUGCUGCUCAAGGUAUUGGCAGACAAUCGCCGACAGAAGUAUUGGAAGUGACCAACAAAAAGCUGAAGGCACUCUCAGUGUUUUUGGGUAACAAAAAGUAUCUUGUGGGUGAUAAAGUUACUUCGGUAGGUAUAUUUGAACUUCUUAAAUACAAUUAUUUUCUGUACAAAGUUGUCAAAGUAUGUAUUAUAUAGGUUGUUCAAAUAAUUCUGUGGUUCCUAGCCCUGAAAUUUUGUAUUUCGAGGGGGCACAGAAUAAUUUGAACAACCUUGUACAAUAUUUGUCCUAUGAUGAUAAAGCAAGAAUAAGGUAAAAAAUCAUUUACAACUAGUACACUUCCAGAUAGACGCCACUGCCUUUGGCCACCUGAGUAUGAUCUACUAUUGUCCUAUGAACAAAGAGGUCAAAAGAUACAUGGAAUCUGAUUGUCGCAACCUUGUCAACUAUCUCAAUAAGCUUAAGCAAGAAUACUGGUCCGACUGGGAUGAGUGUACCUCUAAACUGUCGCUAGACACCAAGCCUAUCAUCAAAAAAUAA
Molecule: messenger RNA, 1504 nt
Organism: Bursaphelenchus okinawaensis
Lineage: Eukaryota; Metazoa; Nematoda; Chromadorea; Rhabditida; Aphelenchoididae
Source: the annotation of a GenBank genome assembly